UGGCAGUGCUUGUAGCGAGUCCUAUUUGUAUCUGAUAAUGGAGCGUUUAUCUUUCCACAGGGUUUGUCCUCGGAGGAGCUUUUGGUGUGUUCACAGCUGGUAUCGACACCAAUGUCGGCUUCGACCCCAAAGACCCGCUGAGGACCCCGACGGCCCGAGAAGUCCUUAAAGACAUGGGCCAGAGGGGCAUGUCGUACGCCAAGAACUUUGCUAUUGUGGGCGCCAUGUUUUCCUGCACUGAGUGCAUCAUUGAAUCACACAGAGGAAAAUCUGACUGGAAGAACGCGGUGUACAGUGGCUGUGUGACCGGAGGAGCCAUAGGCCUUCGCGCUGGUCUCAAAGCCGGAGUCCUCGGAUGCGGAGGAUUUGCUGCGUUCUCUGCUGCCAUCGAAUAUUACUUGCGAUGAGACGAGAGGCUUUACGGACAAGAACUUGUUUUCUAUGUGGACUCGCUGCGAGGAAGCCGGGGUACAGAGAGGAACGUCGACGAACGUUGGCUUCAGGGACUCUGCUGGGACCUGAACAGCGCUUGCAGGGGAUGUUCCUGCGUCUCCAGUCACAGAAUGUCAUGAGCAGAGAAACUUCUGCACCCGGGUCCUGAUACCGAGGCCCAGAAACCACUGUUUGAUUACA
Molecule: messenger RNA, 633 nt
Organism: Xiphophorus maculatus (southern platyfish)
Lineage: Eukaryota; Metazoa; Chordata; Actinopteri; Cyprinodontiformes; Poeciliidae
Product: mitochondrial import inner membrane translocase subunit Tim22
Exons: 3
Coding region: 174-407 (77 amino acids)
Biological process (GO): protein insertion into mitochondrial inner membrane
Cellular component (GO): TIM22 mitochondrial import inner membrane insertion complex
Molecular function (GO): transmembrane protein transporter activity
Source: RefSeq, a predicted model, not a curated record